UAUAGACUAGAAACUCUACUCCAAAGAGUAAAUUAAUAUAUGCUCUACUCUUUGUUUGUAUUUGUCUUGUCGUCUGUGAUUUGUAUUUUGUUUAAAAUUAUUAAAUUACACUUGUUUAUUUGAUUCACUGAUGUUUUUAAGCUUUAACAGAUUGAGCAGUUAACUCGAACAAAUUUGAUAAAAGGCACAUUUUAUAGUAAUUAUUGUAUAUGUUGAAGCCGAAGCACUCUAUUAAAUAAUUUUAUAUUGAAGUUUGAAGGUAAUAUGGAUGAAGAGCUGGAAGAGCUGAAGAACGUGUUGCGGGCGUUCGUGGUGUCGUCGCCGGCGCAGGUGGACGCGCGCUCGCUGCUGCGUGACUACCGCGACAUGUACGGUGCGCAAAUACCCGCGACGAAGUUUGGCUACAGGGACCCUAUCACUUUCCUUCGCGAAAAAUUUACUGAUUGCUUCUUAUUCCAGGGGCUGACAGCCAACCCCGUGCUGACGCUGAUAGUGCCGGAUGCCAUUAAACAUGUUGACAAGUUUGUGCAAAAACAAAAACCUUCUUCUAUUACAAAGGCAAAAGGGAAACGGAGAAGUGUGCCACAAUCGGCAUAUAAUACCCAGAGUGCUGCACCCAAACCACCAGAUCGAUCGCAACCGCCUCGUGUACACAAUGGUGUACGUGGUUCACCGGCACCACCCAAGCCUAUACAAAAUGGACAGAUGACUGCAUCGGCUUAUCCACCGGCACCAGCACUGCAAUGCGCACAGAAUGGUCCCCAGGUUUUCCAGAGAAAGGACCGAAACAUUCAGGACAGGAGUGUCGGCACAAGUUGGCAUGCGUCCCCAGCACCCGUCAAACCUUGUGCCAACACUCCUGCGCGGGUCGACUCGGCCCCGUACGAGCCCCGUCGGGAGCACGGCUCGGCCUCGAACGAGCCCCGCCGGGAACACGGCUCGGCCUCGUACGAGGCCCGCCGGGAGCGCACCGAGUCCCGCAGCAGCGACUGUUCAGAGGCCUUCAGAGACGACGAGCAGUGUGGCAGGAGCAGUCCAGCUAGCAGCGUGAGCAGUGGGUCGAGGAUGCAGGUGCUCCGAGAGAUCAGAGAGAUCAUCGACGAGCACCCAGACGGGGUGUGGUGCACCGACGUGCUGCAGCUGUACAACCAGCCGAGCUCACUCCAGUCGCUCAGCGGACUAGUGGAGUCGAGCAGGGCCCCUCAUCAGUCCUACGUUAACGCACCCCCGUGGUCGCGCAGACAGCGCUUCGGGCGCGAGCUCAACUACCACCGCCUGGGCUGCACCAGCGUGCUGAGCCUGGCGUGCGCCGCGCCGCACGUGGCGGCCGUGCAGCACCCCGCGCGCGCCGACUGGCUGCUGGCCGACCGGCGCUCGGCCGCCGCGCGCCGCCCGCCGCCGCCGCCGCAGCCGCGCGCGCCGCCCGCGCCCGCGACCGCCGACCCGGACGACGCGCUGCCCGGCGUGGCCUACGCGGACGAGCUGUUCCCCCCCGACUGCAUGAACUUCAUGGACAGCAUCCCCAAGCUGAGCCUGGACGGCGUGGCGCGCGGGGACCUGCUGCAGGUCAUGGUGGGCGAGGUGUACUCGCCCAGCCACUUCUGGCUGCUGCAGCUGGGCGAGCAGUUCCACCUGGCGCUGGAGGAGCUCAUGGACGACAUGAACCGCUUCUACGAGUCGCCGCGCGGCGCCGGCGCGCUGCCGCCCGGCGCCGUGCGCGCGGGCCACUACUGCAGCAGCCGCUACGCCGGCGACUGGCAUCGCGCGCUCAUCGUGCGCGUGGACGACUGCGACCACGUGCGCGUGCGCCACGUGGACUACGGCACCGUGGAGCGCUGCGCCGCGCGCGACCUGCGCCCGCUGCGCCGCCGCUGGGCCGCGCUGCCCGUGCAGGCCGUGCGCGCGCGCCUGGCCCGCGUGCGCCCCGCCGCGCGCGGCCGCCGCUGGCAGCGCGCCGCCGCGCAGCGCUUCCUCGCGCUCGUCUCCGACCGGCAGCUGGUGGCCAGCGUCACGGCCGUGGACGAGCAGAGCGACGCGCUCGAGGUGCUGCUCAUCGACACCUCCACGGACGAAGACGUCAGCGUGUCGGCGCAGCUGGUGGCCGCGGGCCACGCGGACGCGCGCCCGGACCCCGCCCUGGGGACGUCGGAGUGCUACCUGUUCCCGAAGUUCGCCCCGCUGGAGAACGGCGAGACGCCGAACUUCGCCGAGCUGGCCGCCUACCAGCGCGACGGCAUCCUCUUCGACUUCGUGGACGAGUACCGCAGGCACGUGCCGCCCAUCCUGCCGCCGCCCUCCUCGUGCUCCUCGUCCUCCCCGUCGCCUUCCCCGCCGCCCGAGUCUCCCUCCCCGCCGCCAGCGUCUCCCCCCCCGGCGCCCGCGUCUCCCGUCCCGCCUCCCGCGUCUCCCGCCCCGCCGCCCGAGCCCGCGCCCGCCGUCGCGCCGUCGCCUGCAGUUCCGCCGACGCUCAAGCCGUGCGCCCGGCUAGUGCCGCGCCUGGCGCCCGCGCCGGCGCCCGCGUGCGCGCCGCCGGACUGGGCGGCCAGCUGGUCGGUGACGCAGCCGCCCUUCGUGCCGCCGACGCCGCGCGCGCUGGCGCCGACGGCCCCGGCCGCGCCCACGUUCGCGCUGCCCGUGAACGACGCGCAGCUGUACAUGAUGCUGGACGCGAUGGACCCGGCCAUGGCGCACAGGUUCAUGAAGUCGACGGUGGCGCAGGCGCUGGCCGCGUCGGGCCACGCGCCGUACGCCGCCCCCGCGCCGCCCGACCCCCCCGCGCCCGCCGUCCGCCCGCCGCCCGGCUUCGAGCACUACCGCUUCGGGAGCAACUGACCCGCGCGCAGCCUCGCGCCAGCGCACGACGAGCAGCCCCCCGCCCGCUGCCCGGCGCCCGUCUACCUCAGUGUCGCUCCAGUAUUACAGUGAGACUAGCUCUAAGUUUAGUUCGCCGUUGCGUCUCCGGCGCCACAUCGCCCU
Messenger RNA from Bicyclus anynana (squinting bush brown), 2976 nucleotides. RefSeq names its product tudor domain-containing protein 5 (gene tej). The coding region runs from base 265 to 2832 and encodes 855 amino acids. The transcript has 10 exons. NCBI's taxonomy places the organism in Eukaryota, Metazoa, Arthropoda, Insecta, Lepidoptera, Nymphalidae. The record is from RefSeq and is a predicted model, not a curated record.